Molecule: messenger RNA, 4439 nt
Organism: Gorilla gorilla gorilla (western lowland gorilla)
Lineage: Eukaryota; Metazoa; Chordata; Mammalia; Primates; Hominidae
Gene: IL23R
Product: interleukin 23 receptor
Exons: 11
Coding region: 255-2144 (629 amino acids)
Molecular function (GO): protein binding
Source: RefSeq, a predicted model, not a curated record
UUAUUCCGGGACUUUGAGCCUUCAGGGAAGAAGACUUCCUCUUCUAGUCUGCCUGUUAUGACAAUUUGAGCCUUAUGCUACAGGAGCCACUAUGAAGAUCCUGAGAGUGGAGUCAAUCCAGGGAAAGCAAACUGAGAGCUGGACCUGGGCCGUAUCAUUUGAGCCCAGGGUCAAGCGAUCACUGAACUUAGAGCUACUCUAGACCUCUUCAGCUAACAUGAUCCAAGGGAAACAGUCUUUUCCUGCUUCCAGACAUGAAUCAGGUCACUAUUCAAUGGGAUGCAGUAAUAGCCCUUUACAUACUCUUCAGCUGGUGUCAUGGAGGAAUUACAAAUAUAAACUGCUCUGGCCACAUCUGGGUAGAACCAGCCACAAUUUUUAAGAUGGGUAUGAAUAUCUCUAUAUAUUGCCAAGCAGCAAUUAAGAACUGCCAACCAAGGAAACUUCAUUUUUAUAAAAAUGGCAUCAAAGAAAGAUUUCAAAUCACAAGGAUUAAUAAAACAACAGCUCGGCUUUGGUAUAGAAACUUUCUGGAACCACAUGCUUCUAUGUACUGCACUGCUGAGUGUCCGAAACAUUUUCAAGAGACACUGAUAUGUGGAAAAGACAUUUCUUCUGGAUAUCCGCCAGAUAUUCCUGAUGAAGUAACCUGUGUCAUUUAUGAAUAUUCAGGCAACAUGACUUGCACCUGGAAUGCUGGGAAGCUCACCUACAUAGACACAAAAUACGUGGUACAUGUGAAGAGUUUAGAGACAGAAGAAGAGCAACAGUAUCUCACCUCAAGCUAUAUUAACAUCUCCACUGAUUCAUUACAAGGUGGCAAGAAGUACUUGGUUUGGGUCCAAGCAGCAAACGCACUAGGCAUGGAAGAAUCAAAACAACUGCAAAUUCACCUGGAUGAUAUAGUGAUACCUUCUGCAUCUGUCAUUUCCAGGGCUGAGACUAUAAAUGCUACAGUGCCCAAGACCAUAAUUUAUUGGGAUAGUCAAACAACAAUUGAAAAGGUUUCCUGUGAAAUGAGAUACAAGGCUACAACAAACCAAACUUGGAAUGUUAAAGAAUUUGACACCAAUUUUACAUAUGUGCAACAGUCAGAAUUCUACUUGGAGCCAAACAUUAAGUACGUAUUUCAAGUGAGAUGUCAAGAAACAGGCAAAAGGUACUGGCAGCCUUGGAGUUCACCGUUUUUUCAUAAAACACCUGAAACAGUUCCCCAGGUCACAUCAAAAGCAUUCCAACAUGACACAUGGAAUUCUGGGCUAACAGUUGCUUCCAUCUCUACAGGACACCUUACUUCUGACAACAGAGGAGACAUUGGACUUUUAUUGGGAAUGAUCAUCUUUGCUGUUAUGUUGUCAAUUCUUUCUUUGAUUGGGAUAUUUAACAGAUCACUCCGAACUGGGAUUAAAAGAAGGAUCUUAUUGUUAAUACCGAAGUGGCUUUAUGAAGAUAUUCCUAAUAUGAAAAACAGCAAUGUUGUGAAAAUGCUACAGGAAAAUAGUGAACUUAUGAAUAAUAAUUCCAGUGAGCAGGUCCUAUAUGUUGAUCCCAUGAUUACAGAGAUAAAAGAAAUCUUCAUCCCAGAACACAAGCCUACAGACUACAAGAAGGAGAAUACAGGACCCCUGGAGACAAGAGACUACCUGCAAAACUCGCUGUUCGACAAUACUACAGUUGUAUAUAUUCCUGAUAUCAACACUGGAUAUAAACCCCAAAUUUCAAAUUUUCUGCCUGAGGGAAGCCAUCUCAGCAAUAAUAAUGAAAUUACUUCCUUAACACUUAAACCACCAGUUGAUUCCUUAGACUCAGGAAAUAAUCCCAGGUUACAAAAGCAUCCUAAUUUUGCUUUUUCUGUUUCAAGUGUGAAUUCACUAAGCAACACAAUAUUUCUUGGAGAAUUAAGCCUCAUAUUAAAUAAAGGAGAAUGCAGUUCUCCUGACAUACAAAACUCAGUAGAGGAGGAAACCACCAUGCUUUUGGAAAAUGAUUCAUCCAGUGAAACUAUUCCAGAACAGACCCUGCUUCCUGAUGAAUUUGUCUCCUGUUUGGGGAUCGCGAAUGAGGAGUUGCCGUCUAUUAAUACUUAUUUUCCACAAAAUAUUUUGGAAAGCCACUUCAAUAGGAUUUCACUCUUGGAAAAGUAGAGCUGUGUGGUCAAAAUCAAUAUGAGAAAGCUGCCUUGCAAUCUGAACUUGGGUUUUCCCUGCAAUAGAAAUUGAAUUCUGCCUCUUUUUGAAAAAAAUGUAUUCACAUACAAAUCUUCACAUGGACACAUGUUUUCGUUUCCCUUGGAUAAAUACCUAGGUAGGGGAUUGCUGGGCCAUAUGAUAAGCAUAUGUUUCAGUUCUACCAAUCUUGUUUCCAGAGUAGUGACAUUUCUGUGCUCCUACCAUCACCAUGUAAGAAUUCCCGGGAGCUCCAUGCCUUUUUAAUUUUAGCCAUUCUUCUGCCUCAUUUCUUAAAAUUAGAGAAUUAAGGUUCCGAAGGUGGAACAUGCUUCAUGGUCACACAUACAGGCACAAAAACAGCAUUAUUUGGACGCCUCAUGUAUUUUUUAUAAAGAGUCAACUAUUUCCUCUUUAUUUUCCCUCAUUGAAAGAUGCAAAACAGCUCUCUAUUGUGUACAGAAAGGGUAAAUAAUGCAAAAUACCUGGUAGUAAAAUAAAUGCUGAAAAUUUUCCUUUAAAAUAGAAUCAUUAGGCCAGGCGUGGUGGCUCAUGCUUGUAAUCCCAGCACUUUGGUAGGCUGAGGUAGGUGGAUCACCUGAGGUCAGGAGUUUGAGUCCAGCCUGGCCAAUAUGCUGAAACCCUGUCUCUACUAAAAUUACAAAAAUUAGCCGGCCAUGGUGGCAGGUGCUUGUAAUCCCAGCUACUUGGGAGGCUGAGGCAGGAGAAUCACUUGAACCAGGAAGGCAGAGGUUGCACUGAGCUGAGAUUGUGCCACUGCACUCCAGCCUGGGCAACAAGAGCAAAACUCUGUCUGGAAAAAAAAAAAAAAAAAAAGAAUAACUAAUACUUGCUUGCAAAGGGAGAGGCAAGUUUAAUUUUCAUUUUAUCACUUAAAAUUCUCGAGUAGAUAAAAAUAUAGCCCCAAAUGACAAAAUAAGUGCAGAAUAGAAACAGAAGAGAAGUUAGUCGUUUGCUGUAUUAUUUUUUUCCCCUACUCUCCAGGUAUUAGGGAUUUGAUCUUAGUGUGAUUUGGGACUAACAGCGCUGUGAAACAAUAAUGUGUGGAAUCAUGGGUUGCUGUCUUCACUUAAGUCAAGAGUGAUGGCCUUGUUUUCCUGUGGCAUAGUUGGGAUAUUAUUUACACUAUAAUAGAACCUAUGAGAGGUAACAGAUGCAGGAUCAGCAAGAUGUAAUUUUUUGUUUACAAACCAGAUAUAUGUUAGAAAAUUAUUGUUAAAACAGGUAUCUGUUCAGUACCUGUUUUGAUGGCAAAUACUUGCUGAACCUACCAUUGCCCCAUAUCCCAUGUCUCCUGCAGAUAUCACCAGCCAAUCAGAACAGGCCUUUCUACUGAGCUGUACAAGUGCCCUCAGAAGCCUCCCAAGCAGUGUUCCUUAUGGCCACAAUCCAUAAGGACUGGAGUAGGAGAUUAAAUCUAUCUACCAAUGAGGUCAAUAUGGAAAAGUGGUUGAUCUUUAAAAAUGAAAUGCAUAUUUUAAGCUGAGAAAUGUUACCCAGCAGACUAUUGUGAUUAAUAUUUAUGGGCAAGGACAACUUUUUUGAAUGAUCGGAACAGUUUAAAAUAGGGUAGAGUAGGGCGUGUAAAUUCAUGCCUAUAGUCCUAGCUACUCAGGAGGCUGAGGCGGAAGGAACACUUGAGCCCAAGAGUUAGACACUGCAGUGCGCUAUGGUCAAUGAUCAUGUGCCAGAGCAAGACCCCAUCUCUAAAAAAUAAAUAAAUAAAUAUUCAUUCAUUCAUUCAUUAAAAUAGGUAGAUUACACACUGAAUUUCUUUUUCUCCAACAGUUGUCAAUUUAUACUCAUAUUUAGUCAUUUAAUUUUAUUAUGAAAAAUCAAGCAGUUAAUUUUAAAAAGACUCAUUGCUUACUAUGUCUUUAGCAAAUGAGCAGGCUAUUUUGUUUUACUUUUUUUUUUUUUUUGGUAAAAAUCUAAAAGCAAUUUUAUGGUCAUUAAGUAUCCUUGAAAUGAGGUUGACUGUAUAUCCCAGUUUGCCCUGGUUUCUGUCCAUUGUCCUAUUGUUAAUUAUGACCAAUAACUGCCCUCAUUCACUCUCAGAAGCAUCCCUUAUUUGGAUAAUAAAUCAUAUGGUCACUCAAGACUACUUAAUGUCCAGCAUGUAAGUAAUUCAUCAGAAAUUUAUCUUUUUUUUUUUUUGCACUGACAAUCCUCUUUAUUUUACUUUUUAUCAUUUACUAAGGCCAUUUUGCUCCAAAAGGUAUCACUAUUCAUAGUGUAAAAAAAAGUAUCCCC